Corylus avellana is the source of this 671-nucleotide messenger RNA. Its product is annotated as LYR family of Fe/S cluster biogenesis protein. NCBI's taxonomy places the organism in Eukaryota, Viridiplantae, Streptophyta, Magnoliopsida, Fagales, Betulaceae. Gene Ontology annotation, biological process: mitochondrial respiratory chain complex III assembly. The record is from RefSeq and is a predicted model, not a curated record.
CCAAGUCCCAACAUCAAAACUGACCAAGAAGAGAGAUGGCAAUGAAGAUACAAAAAUGGCUAAGCGUAUCGAUGCCUCUGAAGCUUUUGAUCCGACACGACGGCGUUUUCUUCCAGCGUCUCCUGCACAACGGCCCUGACACCGUGGAAGAGCUCUUGGACCGUCACUUGGUGAAGAAAGAGAAGCCCCUUGACGACAACGAGGCCGAGUUGGAGAAUCGGCGCCGACUCACCAACACUCGGCGCGAGGCGCUUAGUCUCUACCGGGACAUCCUCCGGGCGACCCGGUUCUUUGCGUGGCCCGAUUCGCGGGGCGUCCUCUGGCGAGACGUCCUGAGAGAGAACGCCCGGAAGGAGUUCGAGGAGGCCCGGUUGGAGACCGACCCGGAAAUCGUGACCCGAUUGCUCAUCGGCGGGCGUGAUGCUGUGCAGUCAGCUCUCGAUAAGCUCGUGGAGAAGCAGAGGCAGCAGAUUGAGAGGGAUCGUGGCGGUGGGGAUCGACGAUGAUUGCUGAUUCUGAUUCUGAUCUUCAUCUGUAAUUGAAAUUUUUGGUUUGUUUUUGAUUUCGUUGUUGGAGGGAUGAAGAAUUGAAUCGAAUUGUUUACAUGUAAGUUGUCCAUAUGAAUUCUAUGAUCUAUUGUUCUUGAAUUGGGAAAGGCUUUAAUUACAUAU